AUGAGUGUUAGGGCAGCACCGCCUGUACAAUCCGAAAACUUGUGGACGGAAACACCGCUGGUCUAUUCCAGCCAUAUUUCCGAUAUCAUCGGAUGUGCUGCCUACCUAAAACUGGAGAAUCUGCAACCUUCUCAAUCCUUCAAAUAUAGAGGCAUCUCUAGAUUCGCGCAACAAUCCAAGGAGAAGCAUGGCUCUUCGGUGCAUCUGAUGAUCGCUUCGAGCGGAAAUGCAGGUCUGGCUGCGGCAAUGACAGCACGUGCUUUGGGAGUGAAAUGCACGGUGUUUCUUCCAACCGAUGUAAGCGUUGACACGCAGCAGGCUCUACGAAAGCAGGGCGCCGAUAUUGUGACAAUUGGGGAGAUCUACUCCCAAACACUCGCCGCGCUCCGAGAUGCAGUGAAGAAAGAUAGGAAUGCUGUUUUAGUGCCAUCGUACGAUUCGCCUGUCCUUUGGGACGGUCAUUCAUCCAUGGUGACCGAGAUGCAGAGACAACUUCCCAGGCAACCGGAUGCUAUAUUUUGCAGUGUUGGCGGAGGAGGUCUCGUCGGAGGUAUCAUGCAAGGCUGCAAGAAUGUUGGGUGGGAUGAAGUGCCUAUCGUGGCGCUCGAAACCGCUGGCUCGAACUGCUUUUACAAUGCCAUCGCCGUCAACACACGGAACUUUACUUCUAAAGUCCCCGGCAUACCUUCCGCUGAAGUAGAGGACAGUGCACCGUAUGCCGUGGAAGUUGUUGACGAACAUAAUAUCGCAAUACCGCACAUGAAAUCACUGAAAUCAAGAGCAGCCUCGCUAGGCGCAUCCUCAGCAGCUCCUGGGGUAGUUAGAAUGGCAGUCGAUCGUGCCGGGGGAAUAACAUGCGCAUCCAUUCAAGACGAGAUGGCUAUGCACACAGCAAGAUUAUUUGCAGACGACCACAAAAUGCUGACGGAACUCGCUUGUGCGACAACUCUGACUCCUGGAUACAAUCGCGACUUUCUCUUGCGCAUCCUUGGGCCAAAGUUUUCGGCGCUUUCUCCAGAAGAGAGGAAGGAAAAGUGCCUAGUUUUUGUGGUGUGCGGUGGGGUCAAAAUCUCUUUCGAGGAAAUGAGGGAGUUCGAAGAGAUUGUCGCAGCCGCGCAGGUGGAAAGACACUGGCGUGUGCAAAUUGACGGUGAAGAAAUUCAGGUGCCUAAGCAAUGA
This is a messenger RNA of Suillus clintonianus, 1179 nucleotides long. Its product is annotated as tryptophan synthase beta subunit-like PLP-dependent enzyme. Gene Ontology annotation, biological process: L-serine catabolic process; L-threonine catabolic process. Gene Ontology annotation, molecular function: threonine deaminase activity; L-serine ammonia-lyase activity. The transcript is spliced from 5 exons. Lineage: Eukaryota; Fungi; Basidiomycota; Agaricomycetes; Boletales; Suillaceae. The coding region runs from base 1 to 1179 and encodes 392 amino acids. The record is from RefSeq and is a predicted model, not a curated record.